AGAGGAAGUAAAAAUAGCAAAAUUUCCAGCUACCUGCAGGUCGAAAGAAAAAGUAACCAUUUUUCUAGAUUAUCUCUAUGAAAUACCAUUAAAUACAACAAUCAAAAAUGUUUCAAGAAAAUGCCUACAGGGAACACCUAUCACUGAUGUUAUCAGAGGUAUUAAAUGACAUUGGUGUCAAUGAAGGAAUGGUGAUGAAAGGAAGAAGAGUGAACUUACUGAGAGAGACUAUGACUAAUAUCAGGUCCAAGUUAUCUGAUAAAAAUAUUACUGAAUAUAUUCUAGGGAGUCAGUGUGAAGAUACAACUACUAUAGGACUUAAUUCAGACAUUGAUAUUGUAAGCUGUGUGCGUGAUAUCAAUAUAAUACAAUGCUGGUCAGAGUGGGAACGUGGCAAGAUUAACUACUUAAUGAUACAGGAUGAAAACACUACCCCCGGGUAUUGUUUCUUACAACUGCUCCAUCCUUAUGUACCUCUUUGUUUAACCGGCUAUCAUGAUGAACAUCAUAUUACUGAUAGAAGAGGACGAAUAUUGCUAAAAAGCACAUUAAUCAGUAUUUACCGUCAGGGUGCUAAUCAGCAUCAUGGACCAUCUAUUGCUGGCCAAGGGCGACCUGGAUUUUGUGACAUUGACAGAGUAGUUGCUUAUCCAUGUAAAUCAAUGCCUCAAUCAGCAUCAGAUUGGUUAGACAGACAGGGUAUUGGCGGAUGGCCAACUCAAGAGAUGAGAAGAUAUGCAGUCAGUACUUGGUGUUUUGUUGUUGCAACUGGUAGUAAGGUUAGUGAAUAUGCUGAAUUGGAAUGGAGAAUAUCUACAUUAUUGACAGAAAGAUGUCUUAUGUUUAGUCUAAAUAUAACGCAAAUAAGGUGCUAUGUGCUAUUGAAAAUGAUUCUUAAAUCCUUCCUUAAUCCUCAAGAUGAAAUAAAUAUAUCAAGUUUCAUGUGUAAAACAGUUCUAUUCCAAUUUGAUAGUGGUAAGAGAUUAGAACAUGCUGCAUUCAAGUUCCUUGCACCUUUUCUUUUUACCACAUAUGGAUCUACCCUAGCAUCAUCAAGCAUUGGUCAAAAUAAUCAAGUGUCAUCUCAAGCAUUGGUCUGGCUAUCAGCUGGUCUAAACUCAGAUAUCUCAUCUAGCAGACUUAAACUAGCAUCAGUGUUCUACAGUACAGGAUAUAUGGAGGAAGCUGAAUUCAUUUUGAGACACACUGAACAACAAUAUUACUCUUAUCCUAUCAUACCUAUCUGUGGCUGUUGGAAAACCCCUCCACCAGCAGUUACAGCAGAAUUAAUGAGGUCUACACAAGAUGACAUGAUACACAGAGAUAGAAGGAAAGACUGUUGGAUGGACUGUGCCGUAGUUGAUUCUCUACCUUUCCUGUACUUCCUACAAUACAAGAUCUACAGUCGUCUGCAAAGAUGUCAAGAGCAACAACAAGCAAUUAGUAAACUUAUAAGAACCAUAGUAAUUGAUGUAAACCUCAGACAUAGAGAAACAGCUAUCAACAUUUUAGGACAAUGUUUGGAACAAGAAAACAUACCUCAAGAAGCAUUAAAAUGCUACCUGCUUUCUCUUCAACAAAGGGCAAGAAACAAUGCAGCUAAUUUCCAUAGCAACCAGUGUUGGAAUGGUUUUAACAACUACAUUGUAUUUUAG
Messenger RNA from Ruditapes philippinarum (Manila clam), 1655 nucleotides. RefSeq lists its product as uncharacterized. The transcript is spliced from 4 exons. The record is from RefSeq and is a predicted model, not a curated record. Lineage: Eukaryota; Metazoa; Mollusca; Bivalvia; Venerida; Veneridae. Bases 108 to 1655 code for a protein of 515 amino acids.